Chondrus crispus (carragheen) is the source of this 1542-nucleotide messenger RNA. RefSeq names its product cytochrome P450 family 808B-CYP808B1. The coding region runs from base 1 to 1542 and encodes 513 amino acids. The record is from RefSeq and is a predicted model, not a curated record. The transcript has a single exon. Lineage: Eukaryota; Rhodophyta; Florideophyceae; Gigartinales; Gigartinaceae. Gene Ontology annotation, molecular function: oxidoreductase activity, acting on paired donors, with incorporation or reduction of molecular oxygen; iron ion binding; heme binding.
AUGCUGUCUUCCCUAAUUUCGUACCCAUUCUUCAUCCCAACACACGUUAUGCCGGCGUUGCCCUUCUUAGCCCUCCUCUCCAUUUGCAUAGCCAUUUAUCACUUCCGAAACACUCAGAAGUCUUCAUUUCCCCCUGGCCCCCCUUUCCUCUCUUUUCUCUCCUCCGGUCCCACGCGCGACAUCAUGCGCUCACCAAAGACCUUUGCCGACUCUCUGGAUACGCUUUGCAACACCUACGGUGCCAUAUUCCCACUGUGGGUAGGCCCCUCACGCGUCCUCGUCACUUCUGUCCCCGCAGACAUCAUUCACAUCUCCUCAGAUCCUCACAUCUUCCCACGAACGCCCAAGCUCCAAUAUGUCUUCGGCCUCAUUGCUCCCGGUGGCCUGUUCAGUAUGUCCUACGCGCCUCACCGUAUCGCUAGACGGAAUUUGAGAGACCGUUUCAAUCACUCUAUGCUGUCCGGUUUUCAUCAGGCCAUGUCCAGGUCAGCUGCUGAACUUUGCGCGAGUCUUGAACUAGCCGUACGUAAGCAAGAGACGGUUGACAUUUCUGCACAACUGUCGGCGAUGUCCUUAUCAGUCAUUCUCAACGUUGCCUUUGGAACCGAGAUGAGACGCCAGGAGCGCAAUCGUUUUGCAAACGAUGUCUCUUUGCUCACCGAAGAGCUCAUGUCAGAGAUGGUGAAUCAACCUUUUCGACGAUUAUUUGCCUCCUUUGGGUCCAGAAACAGGAUGAUGCAAUGCAAAGACAGGCUUUAUGCCUCGUGCAACGAGUUUAUUUCUAAACGCCUCAAAGAAACAAAAACGCAGAAGGAAGCCCGACAGUCGGACAUUCUAGACUCUCUUUUAGACCUGCAGGGUCAUUCUGAUGAAGAUCUAGUCGCUAUAGUCUUGGAGUUUGCAGUCGCUGGGUACCACAGUGUCGGUACUGCAAUCAUAUGGAGCAUGUUGGAGACGUGCUCCUCCCCACGCAUCGAGGCGAUUCUUCACAAGGAGUUGGAUGAGAAAUGUGGACGCCGACCUUUACAAAUGCCUCUUACGAAGGAGGAUGUAGAAAGCCUGUCCUACUUAAAGAAUGUGUGGAAGGAAACUCUACGACUGCAUCCUCCAGGUGCAAACAUCUUGCGCCUUGCAGAGGAAGAUAUCACGCUGAGAGGAAGUGGUGUUCACGUCCCGAAAGGGACCGAGAUUUACGGCAACAUCCGCAACUGCCAUCGGAACCCUGCUGUAUGGAAAGAUCCUCUAAUUUUUAAGCCGGAGCGAUGGGGUUCAGUUGAAAACAGUAUUGCAGUGGAGCGAGUACCAGCGGGGGCGUACAAUCCGUUUGGUAUGGGACAGUUGAAUUGCGCCGGGCGCUUUCUGGCCGAGUAUGAAGGUCCUCUUGUACUUGCCGAAAUGCACCGAAGGUUCAAGUUUACGUUGGCGUGUAAUCCGAGCGAAGUGAAGAAUUUCUCGACAAUUGUUGAGACUCCGAGGUUUGUGGACAAGGAGACGGGUGCCAAUAGCGGCGUUCCCAUGUUGGUGGCACGGCGUCAAUCUUAG